Molecule: messenger RNA, 576 nt
Organism: Erigeron canadensis
Lineage: Eukaryota; Viridiplantae; Streptophyta; Magnoliopsida; Asterales; Asteraceae
Exons: 1
Coding region: 1-576 (191 amino acids)
Source: RefSeq, a predicted model, not a curated record
AUGGCAUGGGAAGACUUAAGACCUAGAGCUGAAGAAGUGCCUUGGUACUAUUUGGUGUGGUUUAGUCAAGGUAUACCCAAAUGUGAGUUUAUUAUGUGGUUGGUUAUGAAAAGGAAGCUUAAGACUCAAGAUCUUCUUCAACCUUGGGAUUUUCAUGAUUCUUCAGUUCCUGUAGUGCUGGCGUGUCCUUUGUGUGAGCGUCAACAAAAUUCCCAUAAACAUCUUUUUUUUGAAUGUGACUUCUCUACACAGGUCUGGAAUGGAGUUCGAAUGAAAGCUGAAAUACAAGACAGUUCAACUGAUUUGGACGUGAUUAUUAGUACUCUGCUGCCGAUAGCUAAGUCGAAAUCAGUAAAGAGUGUUACAGCUAAGCUUCUUCUAUUAGCUAGUAUUUAUUAUAUUUGGCAAGAGCGUAAUCGGAGGUUGUUUUCCAAGAAGAAGAGCUGCAAGCAGGAAAUUAUUGGAAGUAUCAUCAACAUGGUUAGGAUGAAGCUAUUGACUUGUCGGUUUAAGAAGACCAGAAGAGUGGAACGGUUCCUUACAGCUUGGGAUCUCCCAUUUUCUUUAAUUAAUUAG